Aspergillus puulaauensis is the source of this 1845-nucleotide messenger RNA. RefSeq names its product putative cell wall glucanase (gene bgt3). Gene Ontology annotation, cellular component: extracellular region; fungal-type cell wall; cell surface. Bases 1 to 1845 code for a protein of 614 amino acids. Lineage: Eukaryota; Fungi; Ascomycota; Eurotiomycetes; Eurotiales; Aspergillaceae. The record is from RefSeq and is a predicted model, not a curated record. The transcript has 3 exons. Gene Ontology annotation, molecular function: 1,3-beta-glucanosyltransferase activity; glucan endo-1,3-beta-D-glucosidase activity. Gene Ontology annotation, biological process: carbohydrate metabolic process; cell wall organization.
AUGGCCGGUGCCAACUACAACGACGGAGCAGAGCAGUACGGCGAUAUCCCAGCGAUCCCGACCCGACACCAGAUGCAUGGAUAUGGACGCACCCAAGGAGGAGACCGUGGGCUCUCAUCGGUACCAGAGAACGGGCAGCAGAAUUGGGGCCCCGGCCUAGAGCAUACACAGUCAAUGCGGACAAACUCAACCGCAACCCCGGACGCUGCGCACGGCUAUAUUCCCGCGGAACGAGGCUAUCACACCACCGGCGCAGAUAACCCGUAUGUGCCGCCGCCGCCGCCGAGCGUCGGACCGGAUGCAAGCUCAGAAGCACUGCGUUCUCACGAAACACUCGGCUCGAAUGCGGGGUUAAGGGCUGCGGCUGCGCCGGCAGGGGCCUGGACACCGCCGGGCGGAUCGCAGCGCAGUUUCCUCGACGGGUCUUAUCAGGGCUCCGGGCCAUACCAGCGGAAUUCUGCUUACAGCGCUCAUGAUUAUCCCGUCGAUAUCAACCCGGAAGAGAUCGCUGAUGAUGGAGACGAUGGCUUUUCUGAUGCUCCUAGGAGGGGCAACGCAGCUGGUGGUGCUGCAGCUGGCGGUGCGGCCGGUGGUCUUCUGGGGGGGUUCUUUGGAGCCAAGAAGGCGGCUGAUGUUUCUUACGACCCGGUCCCUGGCGGUGCAGGCUUGCCAACAACGGAGAAGGCUGGACAAUCCAAACCCACCGGGGGGAACCGGAAACGCGGAUGGAUUAUUGGCGGUAUUCUGGCUUUCAUCGUGGUGGGAGCCAUUGUUGGGGGUGCUGUCGGUGGCAUUCUAGGCCACCGUAGGUCGGAGGCCAAGUCAUCGGGAAAGUCGGCUUCUGACGAUGAAAAGGAGAAUGGUGACCUUGAUAAGGACUCGGAGGAGAUUAAGUCUCUUAUGGCCAUGGAGGGGUUGCACAAGGUGUUCCCCGGAAUGGACUAUACGCCCUGGGGCGUCCAGCACCCAGAGUGUGACAAGUGGCCACCGUCUCAAAACAACGUUACCCGUGACAUGGCUGUCCUUUCUCAACUGACCAAUACGGUUCGACUAUAUGGCACGGACUGCAAUCAAACCCAGAUGGUUCUCCAUGCCAUCGACGCUCUUGAGUUGAAACAGAUGAAGCUUUGGCUCGGUGUAUGGAUUGAUACCGACACCAAAACCAACGACAGACAGCUUAGCCAACUCUACGAUAUCCUCGAUAAGGAGGAUGAUCAUUCCAUCUUCAAAGGUGCCAUCAUCGGUAAUGAAGCUCUCUUCCGUGCCGGCAGCACCAAGUCGCAAGCUAGGACAAAUAUCAUCAAAUAUAUGCGCCAGGUCAGGGAGCACUUCUCAAAACACAAUAUCGACAUCAAGGUUGCAACUUCGGACCUCGGUGACAACUGGGACAAGACCCUUGCCGAAGCCUCGGACGUCGUCAUGUCAAACGUUCACCCCUUCUUCGGUGGCGUGGAAAUCGACCAAGCAGCCAGCUGGACUUAUACUUUCUGGGACGGUCACAACGCCCCGCUAACACAGGGUACGAAUAAGGGCAACAUCAUCGCAGAGGUGGGCUGGCCCAGCGGCGGUGGGAACGAUUGCGGAGACGGUGCCAAUUGUAAGGAUAAGACCUCUGGCGCCGUGGCUAGCGUCGAAAAUCUCAACAAGUUCAUGUCCGACUGGGUUUGCCAGGCUUUGGCGAAUGGGACGGACUAUUUUUGGUUCGAGGCGUUUGACGAGCCAUGGAAGGUCAAAUUCAAUAAGGGAGAUGAGCAGUGGGAAGACAAAUGGGGGCUUAUGGACCCAGGCCGUAAUUUGAAGGAUGGGAUCAAGAUCCCCGAUUGUGAUGGCAAGGAGGCAUCAUAG